AUGGAGGAAGUAUCAAGUGGUUCUGAAAGUGUUGGCUUAAAUGAAGGCCAUAAUGAGAUUGAAAUAGAGAAGGCAGAAAGUGUAGAAGAUCCUAAAGUAGGAAUGUUGUUUGAUUCCAUUGAUGACCUUUUUCAAUUCUAUCAAAGGUAUGCAAAGGAGAAAGGUUUUGGCAUGUGUAUAAGAAGCUCUAAAAAAGUAGGAGCUGAGGUGAGGUAUGUGACAGUUGCUUGUAAUCACAGUGGAAAGCCAAAGAUUAAAUCAAGCAAACUCCAUCAAUUACAUCCACAAUCAAAAACAGAUUGCAAAGCUAAGAUUCGUGCAAAUCUAUUAGGUGAUGGAAAAUGGAUUUUGAGAUCUAUGGUUCUUGACCAUAAUCAUGGGGCAGGAGGGCAUGAGAAAUUGACAUAUUUAGAGAAGGAUUGCAGGAAUAAUAUGGAUAGGGUUAGACGCAUAGAGCUUGGAGAAGGAGAUGCAAUAGCAAUGCAUAAUUACUUUUUGAAAAUGCAAGCUCACAAUUCUGAAUUCUUUCACAUGAUGGAUUUAGAUGAAGAAGACUGA
This is a messenger RNA of Camellia sinensis, 558 nucleotides long. Its product is annotated as protein FAR1-RELATED SEQUENCE 6-like. NCBI's taxonomy places the organism in Eukaryota, Viridiplantae, Streptophyta, Magnoliopsida, Ericales, Theaceae. The record is from RefSeq and is a predicted model, not a curated record.